Messenger RNA from Oncorhynchus mykiss (rainbow trout), 4108 nucleotides. RefSeq names its product suppressor of cytokine signaling 5. The record is from RefSeq and is a predicted model, not a curated record. Lineage: Eukaryota; Metazoa; Chordata; Actinopteri; Salmoniformes; Salmonidae. Gene Ontology annotation, biological process: intracellular signal transduction; phosphatidylinositol phosphate biosynthetic process. Gene Ontology annotation, cellular component: phosphatidylinositol 3-kinase complex. Gene Ontology annotation, molecular function: 1-phosphatidylinositol-3-kinase regulator activity.
AAUAAUGGUUUAAGUUGAUUGCAAAAUAGUUGGGAAGAGAAUUUCGAUGUAGCGAGUCCAUGACACAUUGUUUAUGAACAGAUCCACAAAACGACGCCGGAUCCGACACUUGAAAUAGUUUUUUCUAUUUAAAUUAUUAUACAAAAUCGAGCUAAUUGACACGAAUCAACCGAGGCACCCAGGGCCCACAGCAGCCUUUUCAGUCUCCACGUUUCCAAGUAGUUGCCAGGCCACUUGAUCGUCUACUCUGCUAUCAUUGGCGAUAGGUAGUGUCUGUCAUGCUGGGCCACUGGCAUGGACUUUCCCUAUCCGUAUCCACUAUCUUGAAGCUCACGGUUCUGCUUUACUCAUUGGAGUUCCAUGUUGCCAUUCUCUACCCGUCUGCAAUCUACUGAACGCCUCUUCUUUGCUCGGCUUUAACAGGAAUGAAUACCACGGCCGAAAAGAAGUUUCGGCCAAGAGACAUUUUAUCAUUUUUAACAUGUACAUUGUCUUAGAUUAUUUGAUUAGAGAGACCAUUCGGAAUGAAAUUGAAAACCGGCCGCAUACAUUUUUGUGUUUCAUCGACACCGUGGAGCUCAAGGGGGGAUAUGUGCCUGACUUAAGCCAUUUUUUUGCAGACAAAGAGAGCUACUGAGUACUGGUUUAAAAAGACAAAAGGGGCUUGGUCACUAUCCAUGGAAAAAGUGGGCAAGAUGUGGAGCAACCUGAGGAACCGAUGCCAGACCCUCUUCCACAGCGACGGUGCGGGACCCAGUACAGAGAACAGCGUGGUGGAAGAGGACGGUAUGCACUGUGUGGCGGACCUGGGACGGGGAGAAACUUCAGGCGAGGCCCAGGCAUCUCGGGCCUCCAGCCUUUCCCGAAGCCUCUUGCCGCUUCCCGGGGUUACUGGAGGGCGACGUCACAACUGUGUGUCGGACAUCCCCCAGAUGGUAGAGAGAACCACAGACAGAAAAUACAAUGAGGAAGCGAGAGGGGCUCCUUGGGGAGUCCCUAUGGGCCGGAGAGACUCGUACUCGCGCCAUGCACCUUGGGGGGGCAAGAAAAAACACUCAUGUUCCACUAAGACCCAGAGCUCCAUGGAUACAGACAGGCGGUCGGGACGCGCGCGCGGUGCCGCUGGGCGAAGGGAGCGUCGCUACGGGGUCAACUCCAUCCAGGAGAUGGAUGACUCUGGAGACGGGGGGCGUAGUCUGAGCACCCGCUCCCUGCGCCAGCGGCUUAGCGACACAGUGGGCCUGUGUCUCCCCCUUCCCCCCCGCCGCCGCUCCCUCUCCUCCUCCCCCCAAACCCCCACCAUCUCCAAGCGCAAGAUCCACCUGACAGAGCUGAUGCUGGAGAACUGUCCCUUCCCCCAGGGCUCGGACCUGGCCAACAAGUGGCACCUGAUCAAGCAGCACACAGCGCCUGUCAGCCCGCAUUCCUCCUCGGCUCUGCUAGACGCCUUUGACCCGGCCCACCCCUCCCCCGAGGACGAGGAGGAGCGUCUGCGCGAACGCCGCAGGCUCAGCAUUGAGGAGGGAGUGGACCCCCCACCCAACGCCCAGAUCCACACCCUGGAGGCCUUGGCGCAGUGCUCCUCUCUGUACAAACUGGGACCAAAGAUGGCCCCUGGCAUUGCAGAGGCCUCUGGGGAGGGCACGAUGGCCAGCUGCUCAGGAGGGGCGGCUGGGUCGUCGGGCUCGUCGGGACAGGUGCUCGGAGGGGCUACAGCCCAGCUGGCUGACUGCGACUCGGAGGAGGACUCCACCACCCUUUGCCUGCAGGCCCUGAGGCCUAAGCUACGCCACACGUCCGGGGAUGGCCAUCUGAGCCGGAACCAGCCUGGGCCCUGGAAGGUGCACACCCAGAUCGACUACAUCCACUGCCUGGUGCCGGACCUGCUUCAGAUCACUGCGCUGCCCUGCUACUGGGGCGUGAUGGACCGCUACGAGGCAGAGGCUCUGCUGGAUGGCCGGCCUGAGGGCACCUUCCUGUUGCGCGACUCGGCCCAGGAGGAUUACCUGUUCUCGGUCAGCUUCCGUCGCUACAACCGAUCGCUGCACGCCCGCAUCGAGCAGUGGAACCACAACUUCAGCUUCGACGCCCACGACCCCUGCGUGUUCCACUCAUCCACCGUCACGGGGCUACUGGAGCACUACAAGGACCCCAGCGCCUGCAUGUUCUUUGAGCCGCUGCUCACGGCACCUCUCCACCGGACCUUCCCCUCCGGCUUGCAGCACCUGGCCCGCGCCGCCAUCUGCCGCCGGACCACAUACGACGGCAUCGGCGCCCUGCCGCUGCCCCCGGCCCUGCAGGACUUCCUCAAGGAGUAUCACUACAAACAGAAAGUGCGUGUGCGCUGGCUGGAGAGGGAGCCGCCACUCAAGGUCAAAUAGGGGAGCGGUAUCUGGCGGCCUGUGCGCCGCGGACGGAGUUGAAACAGAAAAAUCCCUGCCAAUCAGGAGAGGCCAUACUGAAUGAACAAAGCACUACUCAGUCAGGCAAGGAGGGGUAACUGGAGAAACAAGGAGUUAGGUGAAGUGAGCUAUCCAAGAUUCAUUCUAAUCUCAUUAUUGUUUUAGUUAUCAUUUACAUCACUUGGGAUACAUAUGUAUCAUUAUAUUCAGUACAAUGCUGUCUGGCAAGCACACAUGGUUUUUAAUGUUGAACAGGUUCUGAAAGGGAGAGCACAAGCCUUCAUGCUUUGUGUCCCUCUCACCUUUUUAAUUCUGUCAAGUGUCUGCCUGAUCCCACAGCAUGAGCUGCCUGCAUGCCCUCUCACCCCCCCCAGUCUCUAUCUAGGCCCACAUGGUUAGCUAGCAAUGUUGUACAGUUCACUCGUGCUUUCUAUCUUUCCUUUUCCAUUUUCUUGAUCAAGUGACUAUACUGCCUGGCGGGCAUUGUUAGGCCUCAGGUGUAAUGUUAAUCAUCGCUCUCCUGGGAGGGGGGGGGGGGGUCCAAGGCCACGUCCAAGGGUGCUGCUGCUACAUCCUGCCUCUGUACACCUAUAGGGAGCAGGGCAUACACAGGAGUGGGUGUGGUUACAGCGACUCCUGGGCUUUUUGAUAUCCUCACUGUGAUUUCUCUAAGCAUGAAUCAUUGUCUCCCAUCGCUACUGUGUUGCCACAGAAGUGCGGCUCUUAUAAUGGAACAAUACUAACGAUAUUUGUCCUGGUUGUUUUCUCACGUCUGUCAGUGGCUCAAACUGGCAACAGAGCAGGCACUUUAACUUGGUCUGGUUUGUUUCUGGUCCUGCGUUCUGCCUUCAUGGUGUCACACUGUGCCAUACUCAGGGUUAACUUGUUAUAAUUCAGGCCCAUUGUUAGGUCAACGAUUGAGCCCAAUGGUAGAGUGAAUGCCAGGAGUGUGUAAAUAUGUUAUCAGGGCAAAGGGUGGCUACUUUGAAGAAUCGCAAGUAUAAAAUGUAUUUAGAUUUGGUUACUACAUGUCGGCGACAGCCGUGCGGCCCAAGUAGGCAACGGCAUGGGGAUUUUGUCUUCAGUUUCAAAAACCUGUCUGGGACAGCUAAAUUGUGGCCAAAAUCGUGUAGUGUACACCCAGCUUGACCUAACUAAACUGACCAAGACGUUACUCAAACAACAUACUCAUACAUAAUUCUACCCAAAAACAAUGACAAUUUCUCUCACCCAGUGGCGUAUGGGCUAUUUAGGUAUGCGCUGAUGCCACCCAGUGAUAAGCAGUAGGCCUACCCAGUUUAUCAAAGGCAGGGGGUGCAAAAUAUUGUCCAUGCCCAGCGCGCUUCACCGGUGCAGUACUCCACCAAUGUUCAGUCAAAAAAUUAUCCAACAUAAAUCAUGUAGCCUACCGUAGAAAGUGGUGUUUGCUGUAGCCUCCAUGCUGGAGAUAAAAUGUAUGUCAAUGUCGUGAGACGGACACUUUACCUUAUGCAGGUUUUUGCGAUCAAAUAGCCAAACCUAAAAACGCUCGUCGACAUGUUAACGAACAACAUUUACAAAAACGGGGCAAGUCAAAGUCAAAUGGACAAUAUCUGGAAAGGAAAAUCAGGCUACUCACAGCUAAUGUUCAGGGAGUUUCACCCCUUAGGCUAAAUUAACAUGAUAAUCAGCGAUUUUCAAGUUUGUAUUCGUCAAUUUUUUUUUUU